AUGGAUGAUAAGCUGUGGGGAGGGCUUGGAAAAGGAGGCGAGUUAGACUGCUUACGUGUGAACAAAUGCGAGGUUCGUGGAUACUCGUUUGAAUACUUUGGGAAUCAUUAUAUAUGGUUCAGAGAGAAGCCUGUACUUAUACACAAAGAGCAUCCGCAAUUUUACUACUAUUCUCGUCACCCUAUUCCACAUCAUUUCAUUGUUCAUACAGUUAUAGGAAACAUGGGAAGCGAAAAGAUAUUACAAGUAUUUGAGAUUUGGGUUGCUUAUGGCGAGACGGGAGUCAUUCAAGAAGGCGUUCUCAUUGUUCCAUAUCCGUCCUCAUCCUCGUCCAUACCCAUGCCUACAUGCACGUCAGAAUACCCGCUACCCUCCUCGAACCAAUUUCCGAUCCCAUAUCUAUUCCACACAACACACAAUCCCUCGUCCUCCAUCCCAUCCGCAUCCGCAUCCGGGUCUUCACUACCUACCUCCAUUGGUGGUAGAUCUAGUUGGCAAGGUAACAUUCUUGCCUCUUCCCUACCUCUCUACCUCCAAAUAUGUGCUUCAAUAACUUCACGACAUCGUAGUGCUGAAGAAAUAGAAUUAUUGAGAAAGCCAGCUGAGUGGACGAAGAUGUUAUUCUUGGAUUUGGCUCGAGAGGGCAUUUGGAUGGAAAGCAUCCUCACAGAGAGUAGAGAUAGAGACUUGGGUAGAGAGAGGGAGAGGAGGAGGGAGAGGCAGCAAGAAAGAGAUUCUAGAAGGAGAAGGAGAAGAAGUGAGAUAGAGCGCCCGGGGGCAUGCGAUUCUAUGAUGUUGGGAAGGUUAAGAAGAAGAUUGGGGUGUGAGGUAAGGACACACGAGAGAGGAGAAAGACAAAAAUACAGGUGUGGAUAUGUGAAUAGGAAUCCUGCCAGCGGAUGUAGACCCAGAAGACGAAGACAAGUUCUACGCCCUCGGAGAGCCAGAGAUGAUCGAGGAGAAAAUGAAAUUCUAAAUCCAAAGAUGAUUCGGAAGUUGUGGAGCGGUAUUUCCCAGUCCUGUGCGAAGCCUUGAGUGUUGUUAGAAAGGUUCAGAACGCUUGAGUAUUUCAAUGUACAUAAUAUAUCAAGAUGAAGAAGAAAUCUCUUGCUGUUGUCUCGAGCCAUGGAUACAUGUAAAUGUUUAUCAGAGCAAAAAAAAAAA
Botrytis sinoallii is the source of this 1164-nucleotide messenger RNA. RefSeq lists its product as uncharacterized. Lineage: Eukaryota; Fungi; Ascomycota; Leotiomycetes; Helotiales; Sclerotiniaceae. The transcript is spliced from 3 exons. The coding region runs from base 1 to 1035 and encodes 344 amino acids. The record is from RefSeq and is a predicted model, not a curated record.